Molecule: messenger RNA, 1758 nt
Organism: Cydia amplana
Lineage: Eukaryota; Metazoa; Arthropoda; Insecta; Lepidoptera; Tortricidae
Gene: Nop60B
Product: H/ACA ribonucleoprotein complex subunit 4
Exons: 1
Coding region: 213-1754 (513 amino acids)
Biological process (GO): box H/ACA sno(s)RNA 3'-end processing; mRNA pseudouridine synthesis; snRNA pseudouridine synthesis
Cellular component (GO): box H/ACA snoRNP complex
Molecular function (GO): RNA binding; pseudouridine synthase activity
Source: RefSeq, a predicted model, not a curated record
CACCACAUUUGUCGUAAAAAAACAGCGGAAACCAUCGGAAACAUUUUCAAGCUAACCUCUAAUCCAAAAACGCUGCACGUGUUGGGUUAUUGUGUGCGUUUUAAUCAGUGAACGACGCAAGUGCUCCAAAUACCCAACGUGGGUCACUUAUUUUAGUGUGCCAAGACGCUCCCGCGUGUGAAUAAUAAACGCGCAUAUUAAAUUCGUCCAAAAUGACGGAAGUACUUCAACCCGGUGCGGACGUUUUGUCCGAGAAAAAGAAGAAGAAAAACAAGGAUACCGUGUCAUUGGGCGCGUUUCAGAAGCUCGGAGACUUCAAGAUCGAGCCCUCCGAGAGUGUGAAGAAGCUAGAUACAGCGUACUGGCCGUUGUUGCUGAAAAACUUCGAUCGUCUCAACGUGCGAACUAACCAUUACACGCCGCUGCCGUUCGGACACUCGCCUUUGCAGCGCCCGAUCACUGACUACGUCAAGUCUGGCUUCAUAAACGUCGACAAACCAAGCAACCCAAGCUCCCACGAGGUUGUUUCAUGGAUAAAACGUAUUCUGAAAGUAGAAAAGACGGGUCACUCGGGCACGCUCGAUCCCAAGGUGACGGGAUGCCUGAUCGUGUGCGUGGACCGCGCGACGCGGCUGGUGAAGUCGCAGCAGAACGCAGGCAAGGAGUACGUGGCCGUGUUCAAUCUUCACUCCGCUGUGGAGAGCAUCAAAAAAGUGACUCAAGGUUUAGAGAAGCUACGAGGCGCGCUGUUCCAGCGCCCGCCUCUAAUCUCCGCCGUGAAGCGACAACUUCGUGUUCGUUCCGUGUACGACAGUAAACUCCUUGACUUUGAUGCUGAAAGAAACAUUGGAGUGUUCUGGGUCAGCUGCGAGGCCGGCUCUUACAUCAGAACGAUGUGCGUCCAUCUCGGACUCAUGCUGGGAGUCGGGGGACAGAUGAUUGAGCUGAGAAGAGUGCGGUCCGGCAUCCAAGGAGAGGGAGAAGGCAUGGUCACCAUGCAUGAUAUCUUAGACGCACAAUGGGCUUACGAAAACCACAAAGAUGAGACCUAUCUCCGCAGAGUCAUCAAACCUCUCGAAGGUCUCCUAGUAGCACAUAAGAGGAUCUUCGUAAAAGACAGCGCAGUCAACGCUAUCUGUUACGGAGCCAAAGUCCUUCUACCCGGUAUUUUAAGGUACGAAGAUGGGAUAGAAAUUGAUCAGGAAAUCGUUAUUGUAACAACAAAAGGAGAAGCCGUCGCUUUAGCUAUUGCGUUAAUGACCACAUCAACGAUGGCGUCUUGCGACCACGGAGUCGCUGCAAAGCUAAAACGGGUUAUCAUGGAGAGGGACACGUACCCACGCAAAUGGGGCCUCGGUCCGAAGGCGUCUCAGAAGAAACAGCUAAUACAGCAAGGGAAAUUAGAUAAAUUCGGCAAACCUAAUGAAAACACUCCGUCAGAAUGGUUGAACAGUUACAAGGACUAUAAUAAGGGUAAAGCGAAAGAAAACGGAGAACCCGGUACUCAAGACGCAGACGAGGAAGGCAGCAGAAAGCGUACAGCCAGCACCGCCAACGCUGACGACACUAACAACUCAGUUGAAGUGAAAUCCGAGAAAAAGAACAAGAAAAAGAAACGUGACCUAGACGAAACUGUUGAAGGAGAGACAACGGAAGCUGCCGACACCACGAUGGAGGUGGCGGAGGACGGAGAACAGAAACAAAAGAAAAAGAAGAAGAAGAAAGACAAACAAAAAGAGAGGGAAGAGGAAUGAGGAC